This is a messenger RNA of Seminavis robusta, 1356 nucleotides long. NCBI's taxonomy places the organism in Eukaryota, Bacillariophyta, Bacillariophyceae, Naviculales, Naviculaceae. The record is from the annotation of a GenBank genome assembly.
AUGGAUCCCGCUCAAGUCCAAGCAAUCGUGGAGGCAGCAGUACAAACCGCAUUGCAAGCAGCACUUCAGAAUCCAGCUGUGCUCAAUGCCAUCCGACCGCCUGCAGUUGUGGUGCCACAGGCACCCGUCAUCCCAUUCGCAACAACUCCCGCAGGAGCUGGAAACGCAGCAUGGGACUUCACGUCCUCGACAGGAGUCAAGAUCUUUAUCGCGUCGACAAACCCAUUCCCAGUUCCGUAUGACGGAAACGAAUCUGGACUGCGAGAUUUUCUCAGGCAGAUCUGGAGAAGGGCAGUUGCUUACGGAUGGUCAACAAUUUUGGUGGUGACCGAUACGGACGGCACACCGCGAAACCUGACCACGCAACACGGAUGUCUCUCUCUCCUGAACGUUCGAGCACACGCCGUGGCUUAUCUCAGACUUGAAGAGAGAGAACACCAAGCAUCGUCGUGCCUCCACAAGCUGUUGCUAGGAUCAAUCACGCCCAAACUGGUCAACCGUCUCAUGACACGAGAAGCCGAAUUCACGGUCAAUGCCGCGGCUGCUGUGCCCGAUGGACAGCCAGCACCUGCUCCCAUUAUGAUUGAAGAUGGGACUUGUAUGCUGUAUGAGUUGAUCAAGAUGGUGUCAGUCGAAACGAAAGCAACUGUCUCCCUGAUCACCAAGAAGCUGAACAACAUGGACGUACUCAUGGAGAAGGUCAAGUCUAACGUGGAGGAAUUCAACACGUUGGUCGACGACCUGGUGGCACAGCUAGAAGCCAGGAGCGCCACUGUCCCUCCAAUGAUGGAAAACCUCUUCGAAGGAUACGCGAACUGCUCUGAUAGGAUCUUCACCCAGUACAUGUUCACCAAACAAGAAGUGUAUGAAGAUGGUACCAUUGAACUGGAGUAUCCAGCUCUCAUGAAGAUGGCACUCGAGCGAUACAAGACUCUGGUCAGCAAGGAUCAGUGGAUGAAGAAGAGCGAGGAUCAAAUGGAGAUCAUCGCACUCAAGGCGGAGGUAAUCAGCUUGAAAGCAGAGAAGCAACCAAGUACAUCCGCAAAGAGCGCACCCAAGAAGGACCAAAAGAGCAGCUAUGCCGACAAGUUCGCGUGGAAGUUAGUGGCACCCAAACAGGGCGAAGCAAAGGAGAAAACCAUCAACAACAAGACCUACGUCUAUUGCCCAUACCAUGACACAACCAAGUGGGUACUCAAGGUGAAUGACAAAGGCGUCGAUCACCUUACCGGCUGCACAAAGAUGAUGGAAGCAAAGGCUGCCGAAGCAGCGACUCAAGGACAGGACAAGACGGCAGCAGCACUCGCAGGUGCAAUGGAUGACGUUGGAACGGCCACCGUGGAUGACAACCCCUGA